AACAAGCGGAGGGAGUGUCUGACUGCACUGGAAUUCACUUUCUGAUGGACUGUCAGUCCACCUGCUUGUUCUACUAACCAAAUGGAGCAUCACUUGUGAUCUGAUAAACGCUCGAGCUCGACGUUUCCGCGCGCGCGCGGGGCCGUAUCGCAACGUUUUGUCGCGCGCUCUGAGUUAUGGGGACCGUGCUUUCUAUAUCCCCGAUAGCAACUAAAGGCUCCGUUCUGGAAGAUGGAGGAGACGAAGCCGAUGGGAGAAUAGAGAAAAGCUUUAAAAAGCAAUCGGUGAUCGUGUCCACGCUCACAUUUAAGCGGCUAGUGACUGCGUCAAGCAAGAAAAAAAGUGCCAAGAAAGUAAACCCGAAUCCUCUCCCGGCGAGCAGCGAAAGUCAAGUCGAGCAUCUGAACCAGGAGAACUCCAGGAAAUCCCAACAGCCGACCAGCACUGAGCGGAAAACGAAAAAUGGACCUCUCGCGGUGCCAAUUCCCACGGUUCCUCCCCAGCAGGAGCAGGAACAGUGCACUCCGGCGGCGAAGCAACUGGUGUCGGUUCAGAAGCAGCCCAGCAGUCGGUCUCUCAUUUCUCCGAGGCGCGUGGUCGUCCAGGCCUCUACCGGAGAACUGCUCCGGUGCCUGGGCGAAUUCCUGUGCAAACGCUGCUGCAAAAUGAAGGAACUCACCCCGAAUGAGGUCAUCCUCUGGUUCCGAAAUGUGGACAGGACUUUGCUUCUGCAGGGCUGGCAGGACCAAGGGUUCAUCACGCCUGCCAACCUCGUGUUUGUCUAUUUGCUCGUUAGGGAAACUGUGACCGAUGAUGUUGACAGUCCACGUGAACUCCACGGGACCUUUCUGACUUGCCUCUAUUUGGCGUAUUCCUAUAUAGGCAACGAGAUCUCGUACCCUCUCAAGCCCUUCAUGGUCGACACCAAUAAGGACGUGUUCUGGGAUCGUUCGCUUGAUGUCAUCGAUAAACUGAGCGGCAAAAUGCUGCAGAUUAACAUGGAUCCGCACUUUUUCACAGAGGUUUUUCAAGACUUAAAAAACGAAGGAGAUUACAAGAAGGAUGCAAGCGAACUGGACCGCUGAGUGAGAUCAAAAUCUGAGCAGAGAUCAAUUAAUACUGAUGUAAUCUCUGCUGGCGUUGCACAAUGAGCUGAUUUAUUAAUGCUAUUUAAGACAGUAUUCGGCUUUGUUUUUAAGAGUAUUAAGUAGACUAGUACUUAAAAGCCAACAUGGCUAGAUGCAGCUAAAUGCAUGUCAUAUUUGUACCUGUCAUUAACUGUCAUACAUAAAAUGGGAACGCACAUUAACGUUUAUUCUUAUGUAACUGUCAAUCCUCUGUACCCGUUUCUUGGUUAUCUGGGUCACUGUCCUCCUGAGACCCCAACAAACUUGUGUUUUUUAGGUAUCUAUUGUGUAGAUAGGGUGGCCAGGUUUCUCAGAUACUCCGCAGUCAUCAAAUUAUACUUCUACACGUUAUAAUCAUCAAUAUAUACAAUGUUUAGUCUGUGAUUACAAAAAAAACAGACAAUUUCUUAAAAAAUAGGCCUAUAAAAUUAAUAAGACACUAACAAGUCAACAAAUCUAUUAAUUAUGUUAAUGAAUAUAUUUUUAUCUUUUCCAGUGAUGGGUUGCGGCUGAAUAGGUAUCCGCUGCGUAAAACAUAUGCUGGAUAAAUUGGCGGUUCAUUCCGCUGUGACGACCUCAGAUUAAUAAAGGGACUAGGCCAAAAAGAAAAUGAAUGAAGGUAUUUUUAGCAAAACAUUGCUAAACAAAUGAGCUAUGGACACUAACUGCCUUUCCUGAGGUAAAUGUGACAUGGUGGUGACAUUGUUUACAGUCUUUGUUAUUGACGUCAUUUCGCGGUUAAAACACUGAUUGAGGGAUUAUGUAAGACGUCAUGCAUUUGAGUUUUUGUGCACUUAAAAGUAGUUUAUGUUUCUUUAAAAAGACUCAAAAGUUAAUUUAGGGGUUUCAUAAAAACGCUACACAUUAUUCCACAAAGAGAACUUUGAUUUAAAGUAAUUUUUGCCUUUAAAAGUUAUUGACUACGUUUGACUAAGAUGUUAUGACAGGAGAUAGUUGAAAUUCUGAAAUUCAGUGAUUUUAGAAAACAUAAAAUCACUAAAACUAAGCAUUAAAGAUUUACCUAAAAUGAGACUGUCCAGAAAAGGUGCGUCUGGCCACCCCAGCACUUGAUAAUAUUCACCCUUGUAGUUCUAAAGUACGAAUGAUCUAAAUAUAUCGGCAACAUUAUUACAGAAAUGAAGCCUAUUUGAAACGUACGAAGCCUUAAAGGUCGUAAAAACGGGGUUUUAGGAGGAUAGAGCUACAUUUAAAGAGCUGUGAAUGGAACUAUCCAAGGUGCUGACCCGUUUGUGCUCAUGCUGCUGUAUUGACAGACCAAUGCCUCCAGCCAUUCUGAAUGUAAAACUUGAAUGCGUUUUCUCUUCAUUGAGAUGUCCUACAUGUGCCAAUCCGUGACGGUUUUUGAUUUAAACUGGUUUGAGAGAACUGAAUAGAUGGUGGUUGGAGUUUAUUUUCUAUUU
Molecule: messenger RNA, 2548 nt
Organism: Danio aesculapii
Lineage: Eukaryota; Metazoa; Chordata; Actinopteri; Cypriniformes; Danionidae
Gene: cdk5r2b
Product: cyclin dependent kinase 5, regulatory subunit 2b (p39)
Exons: 1
Coding region: 177-1085 (302 amino acids)
Biological process (GO): brain development; activation of protein kinase activity; positive regulation of cyclin-dependent protein serine/threonine kinase activity
Cellular component (GO): protein kinase 5 complex; cytoplasm
Molecular function (GO): cyclin-dependent protein serine/threonine kinase activator activity; protein kinase binding
Source: RefSeq, a predicted model, not a curated record